Messenger RNA from Poecilia reticulata (guppy), 7277 nucleotides. RefSeq names its product MIB E3 ubiquitin protein ligase 2 (gene mib2). Gene Ontology annotation, molecular function: protein binding; ubiquitin-protein transferase activity; zinc ion binding. The record is from RefSeq and is a predicted model, not a curated record. Gene Ontology annotation, cellular component: cytoplasm. Lineage: Eukaryota; Metazoa; Chordata; Actinopteri; Cyprinodontiformes; Poeciliidae. Gene Ontology annotation, biological process: protein ubiquitination.
CACACGCUCACACCGCCCUCCCCGCCUCCCCAGUGAUGGAAUACAGCAGGCACAGAGCAAAGCCCACUGGCCCAGUUUUAUACGAAAGCAGCGGAACGUCAGGCUGAACGCAGCGCUCUCGCUCUCCUCCUCUGUUUCCUCCUCCUCCUCCUCAUCUACAGUGGUAAUCCUUGCUGACACCACGCACAAAGGACUAAAUGCCGCCUGCAUCCUCCAGUAGUCUUCUUCUUCUUCUUCCAGCUCUGAUCCUGCACGGCCAACCUGUCUGUCCAUACGUCGACGAUGUUGUUUAAAGAGGACUUGGAUCUAUAAAUCACAUCCCUGGAAUGCUGGCCUGGCUCUUCUAAUCCUCUGCCUCUUYCUCCUCCUCAUUUGUCGGCCGGUUCAUUCAGGGAGAGCAUCACAACAGAGGCUUUUUUUUUCUGCUUUUUUUUUUCUCUACAUUUCCCAUUUCUUUCCUGGACUACAGGUGGCUAAUUUUAAAUUUUUUUUAAACAUCUGAUGGGUUCAUGUAGCUAAAUAUCGGAGCUGCAUCCUUUGCAUCCUGCUGUUGUCGGUCUCGCUGCACAUCUGUAUGCCAACAGUCACCCCCGAUCUGUUCCCGGAAACGACGCUGGUGCCGUCUCUCCCGGCGAUACCCUCUACGCGAUCCAUCUCUGCCUCCUACAAGGCCCGGAGGCGCAGCAGCGGGGGCGACUGUGCUGCCAGGCCUCGGCCUUUGCCCGCAGCCUGCAGGCCAGGCCCGAAAAGAGGCAACAUGGAGGUGGGGAUGCGCGUGGUGCGUGGCCUGGACUGGAAAUGGGGGAACCAGGACGACGGCGAGGGCCACGUGGGCACCGUGGUGGAGAUUGGUCGGCAGGGCAGCACGACGACCCCGGACAAGACGGUGGUGGUUCAGUGGGACAGCGGGACACGGACCAACUACCGCACAGGAUACCAGGCUGCCUAUGACCUGCUGCUGUACGACAAUGCUCAGAUUGGAGUCCGCCACUCGAAUAUCAUCUGUGACAGCUGCAAGAAGCAUGGCAUCAUGGGAAUGCGGUGGAAGUGCAAAGUGUGCUUUGACUACGACCUGUGUACCCAGUGUUACAUGAACAACAAGCACGACCUCAGCCAUCCGUUUGAGCGCUAUGAGACGGCCCAUUCCCAGCCAGUGAACCUGACGCCGAGGCAGAACCUCCCACGCAUCAUUCUCAAAGGAAUCUUCCAGGGCGUUAAAGUCGUCCGUGGACCAGACUGGGACUGGGGGAAUCAAGACGGCGGGGAAGGCAAGGUUGGGAAAGUGGUGGACAUUCGUGGCUGGGACACGGAGUCCGGCCGCAGCGUGGCCAGUGUCACUUGGUCCAAUGGCACCACCAACGUUUACCGAAUGGGCCACAAAGGCAAAGUGGACCUGAAGUACGUGUCGGAUGGCCAAGGAGGCUUCUACUACAAAGAUCACCUACCUAAACUUGGUGAGCAUGCAGAGCUCCAGCGCCAGGAGAGUGCUGAUGGCCACUCUUUUCAGCAGGGAGACAAAGUCAAAUGUCUACUGGAGGUGGACAUCUUGCGACAGAUGCAGGAAGGACACGGAGGGUGGAAUCCCAAAAUGGCAGAGUACAUUUGUCGGAUCGGGACGGUUCAUAGAAUAACUGACAGAGGAGACGUCCGGGUCCAGUACAGCAACAACAUCCGCUGGACUUUCCACCCGGGAGCUCUCACCAAAGUGAACACAUUUGGAGUCGGCGAACUGGUUAAAGUUCUGGAUGAGCUGGAAAAUGUGAAGAGACUUCAGGCUGGCCACGGGGAGUGGACAGACAGCAUGACUCCUGUGCUUGGUCAGGUGGGAAAGGUGCUGAAAGUUUACGCUGACGGUGACCUGCGGGUGGCGUUUGGAGGUCAGACGUGGACGUUCAACCCGGCGUGCCUUACGGCCCAGCCUGCAGAGGUUGAUGCCAACCUCAUGACGGCCGAGAACCCCAACGAAUCUGGAAGUACUGUCAUCUCCGUGCUGGAGAAGCUGCUGUCUCAGUCGACGGAGCAGGACAACCCCGGCCGGCUCGUCAUCGAGGCAGCCCACGGGAGCGCCAACAAAGUACGGGAGUUGGUGCAGAAGUAUCCCGACAAGGUGGAUAUCAAGAACCAAGGCAAGACGGCUCUGCAGGUCGCCGCUCACCAAGGCCACACAGAGGUGGUGAAGACCCUGCUGCAGGCCAACAGCUCCGUCGAGGUCAAAGACGAAGAUGGAGACACAGCUUUACACUACACUGCCUUCGGUAACCAGGCUGAGAUUGCGCGGCUGCUGCUGAGCAAAGGAGCGAAUGUCAACGUACUGAACAACUCCAUGUGCACAGCGCUCCACAUCGCUGUCAACAAGGGCUUCACUGACGUGGUGCGAGUGCUGACUGAACAUGCGGCUGACGUCAAUCUCCAGGAUUCAUACGGGGACACGCCACUCCAUGAUGCUAUUGCUAAGGAUUUCCGCAGCAUCAUUGAGAUCCUGGUCGUAGUGCCCAACAUUGACUUCACCCAGCAGAACCACAGAGGCUUCAACCUGCUUCACCACGCUGCCCUCAAAGGAAAUAAACUGGCCACAGAAAAGAUCCUGGCUCGAGCUCGACAGCUGGUGGAUGUUAAAAAGGAAGACGGCUUCUCUGCCCUUCAUCUGACUGCUCUUAACAACCACAGAGACGUCGCCGAGGUCCUCCUCAAGGAGGGGCGCUGUGAUGUCAAUAUCCGCAACAACCGAAACCAGUCACCGCUGCAGCUGGCCGUCACGCAGGGCCACACGGACCUGGUGCAGCUGCUGGUGGACGAGGGCGCCAACGUCAACAUGGAGGACGAGGACGGGGACACGGCGAUGCACGUGGCCCUGCUCCGCCCACAGCUGGCCAAUGUCAUACUCACCCCGUCAGCAGGGGGCAGCAGCACGGAGGAGGGCAGCGAGGGCUGCUCGUCCACGUCGCUCUACUGCAGGCUGAAUUCCUCGGGUCUCCUGGGGAACACUGAGCUGAACGUCGCCAUGGCGAUUGCUUGUUUUCUGGCCCAGGAAGGUGCUGACAUCAGCUACRCCAAUCACAAGGGCAAGAGUCCUCUGGACUUGGUGGGAGACAGCACCAUGAUGCAGCUCAUUAAGAACUUCUCUGAGAAGCACAGGUUGCAGCGCCUGCAGGCCAUCACCUGUGGGCAGGGCCUGAGCAGCGCGAGCCUCCGGCGGGUCCACACAACACCCAACACCAUGACCAACCUGGUCUUUCCCACGCCGGCCGGUCCCAGUGAAUGCCUCAUCUGUUCUGAGCUGGCUCUGCUGGUUCUGUUCUGCCCCUGCCAGCACAGCGUGGCCUGUGAAGAGUGUGCACAUCGCAUGAAGAAAUGCAUCAAAUGUCAGGUCACAAUAACCAAGAAAAUACGACAAGACCAAACCGAGGUGGACUGCAGCCCUGGCACUGAGAACUCUGAGCAGCACAACCUGCUGGAGCAGCUGCAGUCCCGCUACAGGCAGAUGGAGGAGCGCAUCACCUGCCCCAUCUGCAUCGACAACCACAUCAAGCUGGUCUUCCAGUGCGGCCACGCCUCCUGCAUCGACUGCAGCGCCGCGCUCAAGACCUGCCCCAUCUGCAGGCAGACCAUCCGGGAGCGGAUCCAGCUGUUUGUCUGAGCUCCAGGUUUGUGUCCUCCUAGGUCCGCCGGCCCACAGACCCCAGGAAGGGCUACGGAGGCGCGCUGCUCUCGUGCCCUCCCGUCUCUGGCUGCCGCACCUCACCAGGGGCAAUUAAACAUUCGUUCGAACGUUUUUUUUCUAAAGAGACGCUGCUGUAGAUCGCUCAGAGUUUGCCGUUACAUUUUUGGUUCAUUUCCAUCUGGAGCAGCGCAGGAACAUUGCUUUAAUUUAAAUUCCUGCUGCGGGACAGACUCCGAGCCGAGGAAUCGCACGAGGCAGAGUGGACGUGACGCCUCCCUCAAUUUUGAAUCCUCUUGAUUGAUAAAGAAGCGAUGGGGGGGAGGGAGAGAAUCGAAAAAAAGUGUUUCCUCCUCGUGUUUCCUGUUGUACUUUGUCCGACCCUUUUGCUGCUUUAAGUGGACGUCUGUUACCCAUCAUCCUCUGUGGUUUUCUGGCCUCUUUUGUUUACAUGUCUGCACAGAGACCGGUUGUCCUGGCGCUCCUUGGCCCGUGAAGUACAUCGCUCUCAUUUACAUCCAUCUCAUAAUUCUCAAUGUAAGGCUGUGCAGAGAGAGGGUAUAGCUGAAAGCUUUCUAUGUAGACCCCAAAACACUUCUGUAUAUGCAAAGGGAGACAGAUACUAUAUAUGCAUGAGUAUAUGCAUAUUAUCCAGCUGAAAACGACUUGUUCUGUCACAGAUAAACUAGGGUUUUGUUUUACUCAAGGGGUUACGUUUGUGGUUGCCAGUGUACCUUUGACUACAAAGUUUUAUUUAUGUGUGAAAGAUGUUUUAUUUUUUAUUUUUUUAUUUUUUUGCUCAGCAAAAAAUUUGUUUUUGUUUCUACUGAGGUUUAACCCAAGCCUACGUCUGUUACUCAGGGUAUCGCAUCUUAGAAGCACUCGGAAUAUCCAUAAAUGUUUUAAGAGCCCUUUCCCAGACUCUCACACUAACACCAUUACAGAGCGUUUUAUCGAUUUGUUCYGGUGGAUCACCAAGAGGAMGAAAUGUAACAAAAACAAAUAGAUUUUGGCAUUAAUGACUCAAAUGAAAACGAAACGUGUAAUUCUCAGUUGAAAUGUGGACGGUCGCGGAGCAGAUUCUGCGAAAAGGCUUCAGUUUUCCUUCAAAACAUACGAAACAAAGAAGUGAGAAGGUGCAAACUCUUCCAAAUGGAAAAAACAAACAAACAAACAAACAAAAACUGGAUCCAAAUCUGCAUUAACAUUGAUUAUCUUUUCAGUCUAAAGCAUCUCGAGUUUCAUAUCGACACACAUUCUAUCAGGUUCACAAGAAAACAGGCCUCGCUGAUUGUGACAGUUGAAAUGAAUAUCAUUUCUUCACGUUUUUGUUAUUUCUGCUUCAUACUUGUGAUGAGUUUAGCUGAUCGUGAGCACAGCACUGAGGGUCUGCAGGCGGCCAGCAGCUGCUCCACACACUAUUACUAGGCUACUAGCAUUAGGCUGCAUAAAUGUGAAACAUAGAGAACGUUACAUGUGCUUUUCAUGAGUUAUUUCAUUAAAUGUUGACCUUAUUCAGCUCCAAAUAUGUAAAAGAUAUAAAAUACUGAGGAGCAACCUCAUAAGCUGUUACCCCRACUGAUGACCUCCGAUCUAUAAAAUUCACGACUUGCGACAGAGCGUCUUUUAUUGAGUUUACUCAACAUUUUUAACCUAGAAAAUCUUUUUUAUAGAGAACAAAACACCUGUUUUGUCAUUUUUGGCGACAACGGCGCUGAUUAGGGCAACACGAUUUUUAUAUAACAGAAAUAAAAACAAAGGUUUUUAUUUCUGCCCCUUUUUUUUCUUUUUUUUUUUUUUAAUCCGGGAGCAGUUUGAGUAGCUCUGCUCUUUUAGUAAAGUUGGGUCAGGUCAGUGGGGGGUGAGGGGGGAGGGGCAUUUCUGUGUCUGACAGCGUGGAGUUUGCUCAGACAGCUCAACUAUACACUUUGACGUACCUCUCCAAGUCUGUGAAUGUGAGCCACUUGGACCUUGCAGAUGAGCGAGUUUUUUUUCUUGAUGGUCGCACAGCCAGCAGCACCACAUGAUGACGUUCCCAUCAUCAUCAGGCCUCAUGGUAGAACGGUCUAGACAGCAGGAAUUAGGCUUAUUGCAGAUACAAUGAGUGCAGAUACUAUGAAGGUGGUUUGAAAUGCGUCAUAGUGUGUAUUUAGGGUUGUUUCCAUGUGGUUGGGUUGUCCAGGAUGGGUGUUGCUGUUGUCCAAACAUCCCUGAUCAAUCUGAGAAGGUUCCACACAACUUUAUGUCCGAUUGUGUUGUUCUGCUCUUUGGGGUUUGUCACUGGAUUCCCCCUAUUUGAAGAGGUUCAUGUUUUAUUAUUUUUUUUGUUUGGUAUGUUUUAGUUUUUAUCAGGUGUAUCGUGCAAUGUGUAAUCACACACACACACACACAAACACAGUCUUUGUGUUUCUGUCUACGGUUCGUAUCUUGUGUUACCAGUGGAGUAUUUCAGAAGCAAGCCGCCCCUUUUUUCCUCCUCUGGAGUUCUGGAUUGUACAUCAGCUUCGUCGUUUUAUUAAUUAUUAUUAUUAUUUUUUGUAUGUUGAUGUGUUUUCUUUGAAGGGCUUAUGCAUGUAUGACAACAACAAAAACUCUAGUCUAAUUUUAAUUUAAUCUUUUUUCUUUUUUUUUCUUCUGGAACUUCCAGAGACAGGAGGGUUUUUAACGUCCUCAGUGUCUCCCUGACGGUGGGAGAGACAAUGUUAAAGAUGUACAUUUGAAUGUUGGUAGGGGAGAUAAUGUAUCCUGUCUCACGCUGCCUUUUUUUUUAAUGUGUGAAGAAAAACUAAAACAUCUAAAGAAAAAAAAAAAGAACUAGGAUAUCCUUGUGGUUUAUGAUGAGGAAAUGACUUUUACAUCAGUGCCAAAUCGCAUGAGGAUGUGCAUGAACAUGAACAUGAACAUGCACGCCCGUUACUACACAGAUGCACUCUUCUACCCCACCGCCCCUCUCGACAUCAGACGGGGGGCAGAUUACUCUAGCGGUGUGUUACAAAGCGAAACAAAGCGUAGCGUCGGGUUCGACUUCGGAUCGGACGUAUUCUCUCUCUCUCUCUCUUUCUAUCUCUCUAACUCUGUCUCUCUCUCUCUCUCUCUCUCUCUCUCUGUUUGUGGUGUUAGCCUUCUAGCUUCAGCAGUCACACUCUGAAACCUCUACGGCAGAAGACGCUACUCUCAUUCCCAAAACGUGAUCCGUUCUGAGCUUUUUACAACUAUAUACUUAUAUAUAAUAUAUAUAUAUUUAUAUUUUGUGAGACAUUAUCAAUCAAGGGACAUGUUUCUUAUAGAAGUUUCAGUAUUUAAAGAUUGUCCUCUGGUGUUCUGAUGGGUUUACAGAUGAGGCAAUAAUGUUUAAGAAAAAAAGAUAAAUGUGUGAAAUUGUUUUCAUUUCCUUUUGCUCCUUUUUAAGGAGUCUUGCUGUGAGCGCGGCGAAACGGUUUCUGUACAAAAGUUAUUAAUUAAAGCAGCAAAAUGUUACUGUCGGUGUUUGUACAGUUCGACUCUCUGAGUUCUGAUGUUGGCCUUACUGUCCAUUCCUCCUCGGUUGAUGUUUUUUUUUUGUUUUUUUUUUUCAGUUGAAUUCUGUACAAAAAUAUUUUGCAAUAAAUAUGGAACUGUU